Benincasa hispida (wax gourd) is the source of this 797-nucleotide messenger RNA. Its product is annotated as Low-density receptor-like protein. Gene Ontology annotation, cellular component: chloroplast thylakoid membrane; chloroplast inner membrane. The record is from RefSeq and is a predicted model, not a curated record. NCBI's taxonomy places the organism in Eukaryota, Viridiplantae, Streptophyta, Magnoliopsida, Cucurbitales, Cucurbitaceae.
GGUAAUAGAGGUGAACAAAAGCCGGCUAUCUUCAACACUCUCUUCUUCGUUCUUCCUCAUCUCUCUCCAAUUUCUCUCCAAUUUCUCUCCAGAUCUCUCCCCUGAGUCCUCUCCUUCCACAUGGCCGCCUGCUUUGCUCCGUCGCUCUCCGUAUCUGGGGGAUUGAUCAAGGCCUCAGAUCUCUCCUCAAAGUCCAUUUCCUUUGGGCAAGCACCAAAACUCGCCAUCCAGAGGAAGUCCUCGAGAACCAACCAAAAGUUAUCAGUCCGUGCUGAGUACAAUGAUGGUGAUAGAAGUGGAGGUGGGGAUUUUGUGGCUGGUUUUCUUCUUGGGGGUGCUGUAUUUGGAACCUUAGCUUAUAUUUUUGCACCGCAGAUCAGGAGAUCUCUACUAAAUGAAGACGAGUAUGGUUUCAGGAGGGCUAAGCGUCCAAUCUACUACGACGAAGGUCUUGAGAAAACCAGACAGACGUUGAAUGCAAAAAUAAGCCAAUUGAAUUCAGCGAUUGAUAAUGUAUCCUCACGUCUGAGAGGUGGUAAUAAUACUCCAGCUGUCCCAGUUGAAGCUGAUCCUGAGAUUGAAGCUACCAUGUAAAUUCAAUUUCAACAUAAUUGAUGAAAAGGUUGGAAAUUUUCACUUCUUAGAGACCAUAUAUUCAUGUCACACAUGCCUGCCACAAUUUUUAAUUCAAAGUUUUUUUUUCUUGUAUUCAUUAUGAUUAGAAUGGAUUGUUUGUUACGGUUAAAUUAGAAUUGUUGGAAAUAUUUUGAAUAUAAGCACUUUAAAAUUUUUGGUAA